This is a messenger RNA of Trichosurus vulpecula (common brushtail), 1452 nucleotides long. RefSeq names its product ephrin type-A receptor 5-like. Gene Ontology annotation, biological process: protein phosphorylation; cell surface receptor protein tyrosine kinase signaling pathway; axon guidance. Bases 400 to 1452 code for a protein of 350 amino acids. The transcript is spliced from 4 exons. Gene Ontology annotation, molecular function: protein binding; transmembrane-ephrin receptor activity; ATP binding. The record is from RefSeq and is a predicted model, not a curated record. Gene Ontology annotation, cellular component: neuron projection; membrane. NCBI's taxonomy places the organism in Eukaryota, Metazoa, Chordata, Mammalia, Diprotodontia, Phalangeridae.
UUUUAGCCCUAAAAACUGAAAAAGGAGUUUCUGUUUUUCCUAGUGACGUUAUUAUUAUUGUCGUUAUCAUUUUUUAAUUCCAAAAGUGCAAGACAACGAGAGAGAGAACCCGGGAUCUGAUCGGCCGGCUUAAGUGCAAGUCUAGUGUCAUAUUAGUAACUGUUACUGCUCUUUUUUAUUACUUAUUUCCUCUAAGAGGGAGGGAAGAACAAGAAAACUUCAGCAAUCUUAUCUGAUCAGUGAUUACUAUUGCUUUGGAGAAAGUGAAAGCCCUAAGGAGAAGGGGACCGAGAAAGAAGAGGAGAAAUAGGACCUGCGUUUCCCUUCGUCUCCGCAGCAGCAGCGGCAAAAGGACAAACAGAGCAGUGCGCGGGAGCAGCUGCAGAGAUAGGCGAGAGGAUGCGGGGCUCUGAGCCCGGAGCUGCGGGGCGGCAGCGGCGGCGUCUCCCCAGCGGCUGCGGUGCAGCUGGCCACAGCAGUGGGAGUUGCGACUCUUCUUCCGCUACGGUGUCUUUGGCCGGGUGCUGCUCUGCUCCCCGCCGAGCUCCGCUUUGGACUUGUCUUCUACUCUGCGCCGCACUCCGGACCCUCCUGGCCAGCCCGAGCAAUGAAGUGAAUUUGCUAGAUUCACGCACAGUAAUGGGGGAUCUAGGAUGGAUUGCUUACCCAAAAAAUGGGUGGGAAGAGAUUGGAGAAGUGGAUGAGAAUUAUGCCCCGAUACACACCUAUCAAGUAUGCAAAGUUAUGGAACAAAGUCAGAAUAACUGGCUUCUAACCAGUUGGAUCUCUAAUGAAGGUGCUUCAAGAAUAUUCAUAGAACUCAAAUUUACCCUGAGGGACUGUAAUAGCCUUCCAGGAGGACUUGGAACAUGCAAGGAGACUUUUAAUAUGUAUUAUUUUGAAUCUGAUGAAGAAGAUGGGCAUAAUAUCAAAGAAAACCAAUAUAUCAAGAUAGAUACAAUUGCUGCUGAUGAAAGUUUUACUGAACUUGAUCUUGGUGACCGAGUCAUGAAACUUAAUACAGAAGUCAGAGAUGUUGGGCCUCUGACCAAAAAGGGAUUCUAUCUUGCUUUCCAAGAUGUGGGUGCCUGUAUUGCUCUAGUAUCAGUGCGUGUAUACUACAAGAAGUGUCCUUCCGUGGUUCGAAACUUGGCGCUCUUUCCAGACACUAUCACUGGAGCAGAUUCUUCUCAAUUGCUAGAAGUGUCAGGCUCCUGUGUCAACAACUCUGUGACUGAUGAACCUCCCAAGAUGCAUUGCAGUGCUGAAGGAGAAUGGUUGGUUCCAAUUGGGAAAUGCAUGUGCAAAGCAGGGUAUGAGGAGAAAAAUGGCACCUGUCAAGACUUGGAUGAAAGCACAUGUGAUAUGCUGAUCAAAUUUAUGUGUAAGCUGUUAAGGAUAAUGAAUACAUGGGUAAUAAAAGCAGGAUCCAAACAGAUUUUGAUGAACUAG